AUGGCGGCAUCACUAUUAACACCAGUACUCCCUUCACUCUCUCUUAUUUCUAAUCCCAUAUCCACCUCUCUCAAAAGCUCCGUCUCUUUCUCCCUUCCCACCUCCCUCGCCAAGAUUGGUGGAAUGAGCAUAAAGUGCGUUCGUGUGGGUGGAGUGGAGAUCCCCAACAACAAGAGAGUAGAGUACUCGCUGCAGUACAUUCAUGGGGUUGGUCGCACUCGAGCCAAACAGAUACUGGUUGAUUUAAGCAUGGAGAACAAGAUCACUAAGGACUUAUCUGAAGAGGAACUCACCACUCUUCGUGAGGAAGUUUCCAAGUACAUGAUUGAAGGAGACCUUAGGAGAUUCAAUGCUCUUGCCAUUAGAAGGUUGAAGGAGAUACAAUGCUACAGAGGUGUUAGACAUAUUCAGGGAUUGCCAUGCAGAGGACAGAGGACUAAGAACAAUUGCAGAACCUUGAAAGGAAAGAGGGUUGCUAUUCCCGGGAAAAAGAAGCGUUAG
Molecule: messenger RNA, 501 nt
Organism: Fraxinus pennsylvanica
Lineage: Eukaryota; Viridiplantae; Streptophyta; Magnoliopsida; Lamiales; Oleaceae
Source: the annotation of a GenBank genome assembly